Eremothecium gossypii ATCC 10895 is the source of this 981-nucleotide messenger RNA. It is a transcript of the gene RPN8, whose product is annotated as proteasome regulatory particle lid subunit RPN8. The record is from RefSeq and is marked provisional. Gene Ontology annotation, cellular component: proteasome regulatory particle; proteasome complex. Lineage: Eukaryota; Fungi; Ascomycota; Saccharomycetes; Saccharomycetales; Saccharomycetaceae. Gene Ontology annotation, biological process: proteasome-mediated ubiquitin-dependent protein catabolic process. The transcript has a single exon. Gene Ontology annotation, molecular function: metallopeptidase activity; protein binding. Bases 1 to 981 code for a protein of 326 amino acids.
AUGUCGGUUAAUUAUGAGCAAGUAAAUGUUGCGCCCCUGGUUCUGUUGUCAGUGUUGGAUCAUUACAAGCGCAUGAAUACCCCAGACAACAAGCGGUGCGUUGGGGUGCUCUUGGGCGACAAUUCAGGGUCGACGAUCAAGGUCACCAACUCAUUUGCAUUGCCAUUUGAGGAGGAUGAGAAGAACCCUGACGUGUGGUUCCUGGACCACAACUACAUAGAAAACAUGAACGACAUGUGCAAGAAGAUCAACGCGAAGGAAAAGAUGAUUGGCUGGUACCACAGUGGCCCGAAGUUGAGGUCGUCCGACUUGAAGAUCAAUGGGCUAUUUAAAAAAUACACACAGGGGAACUCGCUGUUACUAAUUGUGGACGUAAAACAACAGGGCGUCGGAUUGCCCACGGACGCGUACAUGGCGAUAGAAGAAGUCAAGGACGACGGCUCCUCGACGGAGCGCACUUUUGUGCAUCUGCCCACGGCAAUUGAGGCCGAGGAGGCUGAGGAGAUUGGGGUGGAGCACCUGCUGCGCGAUGUGCGCGACCAGGCUGCAGGUAACCUGUCCCUAAGGCUGACCAACCAGCUGAAGUCCCUGCAGGGGCUGCAGCGCAAGCUGCGGGACAUCGUAGCCUACCUCGACAAGGUCAACAGCGGCCAACUCCCCGCGAACCACAUUAUCCUGGGCAAGCUACAGGACGUCUUCAACCUCUUGCCAAACCUAGGCUCCCCCGAUGAAGAAGCCCCUGCCACAAAGAAGGACGAUGUUCUUGCCUCCUCCAACACUCUGCAGAAGGCUCUGACUGUGAAGACCAACGACGAGCUGAUGGUCAUAUAUAUUAGCAAUCUGAUGAGGGCCAUCAUUGCCUUUGACAACUUGAUUGAGAACAAAAUCAAGAACAAAAAGCUACAAGAGGCCAAGCGCGAUCCCGAGCCUGAAGAGGCCACCAAGGAGGAAAUUCAACAGCAGGAAUCGGCCAAGGCUUAG